Molecule: messenger RNA, 1599 nt
Organism: Trichoderma gamsii
Lineage: Eukaryota; Fungi; Ascomycota; Sordariomycetes; Hypocreales; Hypocreaceae
Exons: 4
Coding region: 1-1599 (532 amino acids)
Source: RefSeq, a predicted model, not a curated record
AUGCCACCUGCUGCUGGAAAUAGUUCCUCCAGUGGCCAAAAGCCAAUCCCAUUACGAUUCAAAUUCUCUCGUCGCUUUUAUGGGUCUAUUCUCCUGGAAGUAGCUUUGAAGAAGAUUCGACCAACAGCUUUUUCAGCCCCUCAACAUGAACCCAAUACCAUGCAUGAGAAUGUCGGCAGCGCAGAGCAAACUUUCAAGUGCUUCGCUAACAGGCUUGCUCAAGUCUGCGAUAACGAACGCGGUAACGGUGGUGCCACUGUUACUGGGAUCGCGGUGCUAGAAGAGCCCGAAGGCAUGCAUUAUAUCAUUGGGGCGAAUAACCGAAAGAAAGAAGAAUUGAAGAACGUUGAAGACUUCGUAAAGCAGCUGCUGAAGAUCAUUUCAAAGCCUAUGGAGCGGCAUACAGCAACGAUCUCGUCGACACGAAGAGAAGCUUUGUGGCACAUUUUAAGAUUCAACAAACAUCGAAUCAAAAUUUACCUUACAGGUGCUGUGGAUCAUUUAGCAGAGUGCAUCGAAGACUACGAUAGACGGCAUGCCCAGACACCGUUAGCAUCAGGCGCAUUGAGAUUCAAAACACAGAUUUCUGAGUUAAAAGAGUUGCUUGAGUUCCACAGGGACGGUGAGCUAAGCGAGCACCACGAGUCACAAUUCUUUUCCUCAUGCGAGAAGGUAUUUCUAUUCAUCGAUGAUAAUCAGCGCCUGAGUUUAGGAGACUCAAUUUCAGAACAAGCAAGAGAGGGUCAGAUGAACAGCUCCAAGCCGUGGCUCGAACUUCGCCACUUUCUCGGCCGUCUGCAUUCGUAUCAUCUCGCUGUAGAAACGAUGCUUCGCGCCCGUCGUUUUUGGGACCGAUUAUGGGAUGAUAUCAAAGUGACGGUAAUUCCUUCAGCCACGGCGAUUCCUCAUCCUCUAUACCAAAAGGGGCCAAAUGCAGACAACAUACUUGGAAGAUUGACGUCUGACAAGGGAUUAUUGGAAACAUACCGCAGCCGGGCUGCUGUACUACAGGAAUUCGGCCUUGACGAAAGAAUCCUAGCAGAAUGCAAUAGUUCCUCUCAAACGCAUAGAGUACAUGCAGAGGUUCUCGUACUCGACUAUGUGCUAGGCUAUCUGCGGGACACCGAGGACGCCCAAUUCUACAAUGGCUGGCGAUAUAUCGGUAGCAGCAAGCCGACAUGUCGCCUUUGCAACUACUAUUUCAUGACACACUCAAGUGGAAUCCAGGUUCGCGAAUCACAUAACAAUCUUUAUCCUCAUUGGCGUGCCCCAGACGUCUUUGACGACAACGCAAUGAAAAAAACGGAAAGUCAUCUCCAAGCGGUCCUAGAGAAGACUAGGGCAGAUGCGAUACGAUCACUCAUGUCUCAAACAUCGCAAGGUAGGAGAUAUGAUUCGAAUUCAUUUUCGGAUAUGCCGCCUUUAGCGUCUCUCAGAACUGAAACACCGUCAAUUAGCGACCUUACUUCUAGAUUCCCAGCCCUCAGGAUCAUCUCAGAAGAGGACGACAGAAGUGCAGCUGGAGAAAGAGAAGAGGAAGAGGAAGAGGACAUAACGCCUGUUUUCCAGGGUCGUGGGUCUGCGCUCUCUCGCCGUUGA